Molecule: messenger RNA, 1140 nt
Organism: Durusdinium trenchii
Lineage: Eukaryota; Dinophyceae; Suessiales; Symbiodiniaceae
Source: the annotation of a GenBank genome assembly
AUGGCCAAGUAUGGGCCUUAUUUAGAGGUCAUUGGACCAGCUGCCAGAGUCAUUGCGCAAGUCCAUUCUCUCAAGCUCAAAGUGCAGGCUGUGCACCCACUGGUGCAAUCCGCGACCAGUGCAGACCAGCUCCACCUUCAUCACACCUUCUUGCGGAAUGCAAUCGACGAAGCCAAAUCCGUGGGCGUACAACUUGCUCCAGAUGCUGACAACAUGCAUUCCGUGAGACUUGUCACAGCGCUGGCUGAGUCUAUGGAGUGGGCAGAGCUUGCGAGGGUGCUUUCAGUGGGACUUGAGGGCAAAGAGGAGAGCACAGUAGCAGAGAUACGCAGUCGAGGCAUUCUACAUGCGACUGAGUCCAUCAUGCGAUCACCAGUGGUUGUUGGAGAUUCAACUGUCCAGAAGCAAAACAUGGUUGGUCUGGAGAAACUAUCUCGCUUGCAGUCUCUACUUGAAGAGAUUAGCAAAUCCGAUGAUCUUCAGAAGGGUCAAUCCUUGGAAGCCCUUCGUUCUGAGCUGGGUCACUUGGGCACGUUCGUGAAAGAAACCAUUGAGCAGGGAACUGAUUUGACAAGAGAUGUCAAGGAAGUCGAAUGUGCGCGAACCAUCUUGACCGCCAAGAACAGCGUGUUGAAGUUGGUGGACCAGCUUACUAGCCUUACACCAGAGGAGUUGUUACAAAAGGAUGGCAAGGUUACCCUUCCAGAUCAAAGCAAGUGGGCUGAUCUUGCAUCAAAGACCAACAUCGUGACUGCUUCAGCGUCUGCUCCGUUUCAAGAGAAGUGUGCAGACAAAAUCGCGAAGAUCAAUGGCAAGCAGAAAUCCUUAGCACAUGGCCUGCUGCGUUCCCUCAUCCAAGCGAUUGCAAUUUCGCACCCCAAGGCAUUGGCAGCGAUGGAUUCUGUUCUGCGCUGCUACUCCAAUUGGAGUGCAAAGGUUGACUGGAGCUCACAUGUUCUAGCACUGCAGGCAGUGGUAGAUGCCAACCUACGACUUCUUCUUAGCUUUGAUGUGAAGGGUGUUUGGGGAGGUGAAGCCGGUGCUUCUUUUGAGAAGGAGAUUGAGCGCAUGAUGAAUUUGUUCCAGGUAUGCCUCACAGCGGGACAUUGGAUGCUUCUUGGCUGGGGCUUCAAAACUUAA